AGGCAGUGUAAUCCUUAACAACUCUUAUCAAUAUGUGAAAUCCACCAAUGGGGAAUAAAAGAAAUCCAUCCUAAACAAUUUAUUUUUCAGAUUUUGACUGAUCAAAUUAUGCUUUAAUUAGCAACGUCGUGAUCAUUCUUUAACCCAAGACGAGUGACUCCAUUUCUUGACUUGUACAUAUUUUCAAGUCAAGCCAUCACUAACAUCACCAUUUCUGCAAUUUUCCUACUAAUCAAACUUCUUUACGCAAUCACAAACCCUAUCUCAUGAAACCAAACUUCCCAAACCCAACCCGACCGCUAUAUAUAUACAUGUAAUCCUUGCACAUUUUCAUCGCCACCACACAACAAAAGAUAUACUUACAUUGUCCCAAAAAUGAGCUUCUUUAAGUCACUCGCUGCCCUUUCAUUCCUUUUUGCCACUCUUUACUUCACUUUUGCCCGUGCAACCACAUUUGACAUAACCAACACAUGCACUUACACAGUCUGGGCAGCAGCCGUACCUGGUGGGGGCUGUCAGCUCAACACCGGCGAAACCUGGACCAUUAGUGCUAACCCAGGAACUAAAGGAGCUCGCAUUUGGGCUCGAACCAAUUGCCAAUUUGAUGCUUCUGGAAAAGGCAAAUGCCAGACUGGUGACUGUAACGGUCUUCUAGCUUGCCAAGGCUUCGGUGCAGCACCUAACACUCUAGCCGAAUACGCACUUGACCAAUUUGAACAUCGAGAUUUUAUUGAUAUAUCUGUUAUUGAUGGGUUCAAUGUCCCUAUGGAGUUUAGUGCAGCUUCGGGAAAUUGUACAAGUGUAAUCAAAUGUGUUGGAGAUCUAGUAGGACAGUGCCCUAAUGAAUUGAAGGUCCCUGGCGGGUGCAAUGGCCCUUGCCCUCAGUUAAAGACUGAAGAACAUUGCUGCAAUUCUGGUAACUGUGGCCCUACAAAUUUGUCAAAGUACUUUAAGGAAAGGUGCCCUGAUGCUUACAGUUACCCUAAAGAUGACCCUACAAGUUUGUUUACUUGCCCUACUGGAACUAACUACAAGGUCAUUUUCUGCCCACCACGAAGCUUUAUUAGAAACGAAUGUGUCAAUUUGGAAUAAGCAAGUGAUUAAAAAUAAGAGAGUGUUUGAGCACAUGUAGUAUUGUGCAGCUACUGUAUUACUUACUGGUCAUUUGAGCCAGCUCAUAGGUGAACUGAAAUAAUAUUUUUAAUUAAAACUA
Jatropha curcas is the source of this 1213-nucleotide messenger RNA. The record is from RefSeq and is a predicted model, not a curated record. NCBI's taxonomy places the organism in Eukaryota, Viridiplantae, Streptophyta, Magnoliopsida, Malpighiales, Euphorbiaceae.